Molecule: messenger RNA, 2190 nt
Organism: Angiostrongylus costaricensis
Lineage: Eukaryota; Metazoa; Nematoda; Chromadorea; Rhabditida; Metastrongylidae
Source: the annotation of a GenBank genome assembly
AUGGUUGACAAGAUAAUGGAAGACAUUGUGGAACAAGGUGGGAUAAACACGGCAAGUCCUCCCAUAGAAGAACAAAACAAAGUCAACAAGAAACAAGCGUGCAAAUACCGGAAAUCUUGUUAUGAAACUGGUAUAAAGCCAGUUGUCGAUGACAAUUCAAUCUUUAACUUUCGCCAUUGGUGGCCUGAAAAAAAUGGAGGAGAUAAAGAUAAAGAAGACGAGGUGAAGCUCUAUAAUGAAAAUGAAAACCUCCCACUCCUCAAGCUUCGCUGCAAAUAUCGCCGCUCUUGCUAUCAAGAACAUGGGAUACCAUUUAAAGACAAAUUUGAGGAAGAAAGAAAGAAACCUGUUUUAGCAUAUAAGACAGUUCCCUUACAGCAUGGAAAGAAGAAAACUCUGAAAGAAAUUGCGGCGGAAGCACUGAAGAAGGUGGAAGAAUCUAUAGAGAAAGCAGCAAAGCGUCCUUUGGUGAAGAUCGUGGAGAAACAGAUGACUGCUAUGGAAGAGAAACUCAGCGAAAAACUCCACUGCAAGUACCGAAAGAGUUGUUAUGAAACCGGUGAAAUACCACAUAUUGAGGAAAACUGGUCGCUACCAUUACCAAUCAAGAUAUUCUCAACCGAAUCGGUUGAUUCCGAAAAUAAUCAAAUAAAUUUCGAUGAGCUAGAACAACUUGAGAAGAAACUCUACUGCAAAUAUCGUAAAAGCUGUUACGAGACUGGCGUCAAGCCCGAUGUUGAACCAGAGAUCUUUAUUAACACUUUGAAAGAUCUCACCACCAUUUAUCAGCAGGUUGAAACAAGAAAACCAUCUUUGCAGGAAAAAUGUAAAUACAGGAAAUCCUGCUACGAGACUGGAAUAGUCCCUGACAUCAACCCGAAAUUAGAAGCAGUGAUAAGUAAAGAAGUGAGCAGUGUGAUUCCAACGAAUACGCAAGACUUGAGACUGCUUUGCAAAUACAGAAAGUCGUGCUACGCCGAGGUCCACAGUUCAGCAACCGUGGAAACGAUCAAAUUAUUAAGAAAAAGACGUCAGAUAGAGAAGGAAUUACGGCGGCGGAAAGCUGCACGUAUGAAACCUCAUCGAAAAUUACGUGGUGAAGUACAGUUGGGUCAUCACCGGAAAGCAGUCGGUAAAAAAACACUGGAUGAAAGCAUAGACGAUGUGAAAGAAAGAAAUGUCAAACCUUUGAAAAUAUCAGACAAAAGAAAAGCCCGCAAACAAGAAGAAGGUGAGCAGGAAGAAGAUGUCGAAAUAAAGGAACGACCUGACAGUGAAAGCAAAAAGGGGAAGGUAAAAAAGUCGAAACCCCAGAUUAAACAGUCAGAUCAACCCUUAGCAACAAAAUCAAAGGAAGCGAGUCCGGUAAAAAAAGAAAGAAAAGGAAAGAAAGUGAAACUUGAGAAAGAGGCAUCAACAGCGACACCUACUAUGGGAAGUAAGGAAGAAACAGAUGUGACGGAUUUCUCCAAAAAAGAAGCAAAACCAGCAAUACCGUCACCACUGAAAACAGAAUUACAUGUGCCAGAGGAGCAGGAUACUGAAAGGGAAAGUAUAGGAGACGACAAAAAAGGGAAAAGAUUUGGUAAAGCUGUCCAAACAAUGAGCAAACUGAUUGAAGAGAUGCAACAGCAACAAGAGCAGCAGAAAAGAAAGGAAUUUUGCAAAUACCGCAAAUCCUGUUAUGAAACAGGAAAGCGACCAGAAAUCAAGCAGUCAUUUUACAAUCUUCUCGAGAUGUUCAAAGACCAUGUGGAUCGAGAAACUGAUGAGGCCCAUGUCAAACCAAAAACGGAAACCGAAAAGAAGCUUGACUGCAAGUAUAGAAAAACGUGCUAUAGAACUGGCGAAUACCCGGGUACACAUGAAGUAAAAAGCGGAGAAGUGAAGAGCAUACAUUUGGAUACAAAAGCCAGUCAUAGCAUCAAAGCAGAAGAGGGCUUCAAAUAUGACGCGAAAAGUAAUGACAGUGCUAGAAUAUCGCCAAAGGAGCCACGAUUCCAUACAGAACAGCAAACACAAUCAGACUCGGUGAACAUGAUCGGUUUAGAACGCUAUAAGAGAAGUGGAAAGUGCAGCCCCUACUAUUAUUCCUGCCGUGAAAUACUCGGACUUCCGCCAAAAGAACGAGCCCCAAUUGGGCCAAAUGGGAGACGACUUUGUCGUAAGAAACCGUUGUCAUCCGCAUAA